Molecule: messenger RNA, 2313 nt
Organism: Sander lucioperca (pikeperch)
Lineage: Eukaryota; Metazoa; Chordata; Actinopteri; Perciformes; Percidae
Product: arf-GAP with dual PH domain-containing protein 1
Exons: 12
Coding region: 211-1341 (376 amino acids)
Biological process (GO): positive regulation of GTPase activity
Cellular component (GO): intracellular membrane-bounded organelle; plasma membrane
Molecular function (GO): phosphatidylinositol bisphosphate binding; GTPase activator activity
Source: RefSeq, a predicted model, not a curated record
GAGAGAGAGAGAGAGAGAGAGAGAGAGAGAUCCUCCAGCACCGGCUCGGAUCGUUCAGUCUCUCUCUCUUCACUUCAGAUUGGUGGUGACUGACUGACUGACAGGUGACCGAGCAGUCCGGCUGUGUGUCUCUGUCUGUCGGACUCUAGCAGCGGAUGUUCUUGGGCACGCUUCUUCCCACCGCGGUGAGGCUGGACGGAUAAAGCCACCAUGGCGCUGGAACCGGAGGGGAACAACCGGCUCCUGCAGGACGUGCUGGCGAGACCGGGCAACGAAACGUGCGCGGACUGCGGCAAUCCAGAGCCGGACUGGGCGUCGCUGACUUUGGGUGUGUUUGUUUGCCAGGCCUGCUCACUCCUUCACCGGAGCAUCCCCCACAUCAGCCGGGUCAAGUCUGUCCAGGACACGUGGGACGCCAGUGAUGUGGAGUUGAUGGCGGCUACAGGAAACAACGCAGCCAAGGCCAAAUAUGAGCAGAAGGUUCCUGCUUUCUACUACAGACCAACACACUCUGACUGCAAGAUGCUGAGAGAGCAGUGGAUCAGAGCCAAGUACGAGAGGAAUGAGUUUGAGUUUAUCGAAAAGCAGGAGCCCUACUCUGCAGGGUACAGAGAGGGGUUUCUAUGGAAACGAGGAAGAGACAACGGUCAGUUUCUCAGCCGAAAGUUCAUCCUGUCGGAGAGGGAGGGGGCGCUGAAAUACUUCAACAAGCAGGAUGCCAGGGAUCCCAAAGCAGUGAUGAAAAUUGAGACCCUCAAUGCCACCUUCCAACCGGCCAAGAUUGGCAACCCCUGUGGCCUGCAGAUCACCUACCUGAAAGACAACAGCACAAGGAACAUCUUUGUCUACCACAGUGAUGCUAAGGAGAUGGUCGACUGGUUCAACGCUAUCAGAGCGGCCAGGUUCCACUACCUACAGGUGGCCUUUCCUGGAGCAAGUGACGAGGAGCUGGUGCCCAAACUGACCCGAAACUUCAUGAAGGAAGGAUUUAUGGAGAAAACGGGUCCAAAGCACACAGAGGGCUUCAAGAAGAGGUGGUUUACAAUGGAUGACAGGAGACUCAUGUAUUUCAAAGACCCCCUGGACGCCUACGCCCGUGGUGAGGUGUUCAUCGGCAGUAAGGAGAACAGCUACACUGUCCUGUCCGGCUUGCCCUCUUCCACACAGGGCUACCACUGGAACCACGGCAUCACCAUUGUCACGCCAGACAGGAAGUUCCUGUUUGCCUGUGAAACCGAAGCUGAGCAACGGGAUUGGAUAUCGGCCUUUCAGAGGGUCAUCAAUCGACCAAUGAGGCCGCAGGAAUAUGCAGUGGAGGCCCAUUUCAAACACAAGCCUUGAAGACUGCAGGAAGCCACAACUCAGCUGGACCGGCCCAGUCUCAUUCAGACCUGAGACAAUCCCAAUGUGUGACCAGAGACCGGGGGGGGGGGGAGGGGUUUCGGGAUGAGAAAAGAUGAAGAAAAAGAAGAGAAAGCGGGACUUGAGCCUGUCUACGUGUAGAAACAUCGAACUCUUAAUAGGACCGAAGGCCCAAUCAUGGGGUGAAACGUCAGUGAUCAGAAGCCAAAGGGUAGAUGAUGUCAUCACUAUUGCGCCUACCAACUUUUGUGCUAUACAUUAUCAUCCUACCUUUCCUCAGCCAUGUGGACCCUUUCCCUGCAACAACCUUUUUCUCAGAUUCCGUCUUGUGAAUGGUUCAUUCUACCUGUAAUCUAAUGUAAUUAUGUAAUCUAGAGUCAUCUCACUGGUUGCUUAACAAAGACAAUGCAUUGUUAAUUUAUUGAAUGUACAGUUUUGAUGACAGUGGCUUACUGUGUGUGUGUGUGUGUGUGUGUGUGUGUGUGUGUGUGUGUGUGUGUGUGUGUGUGUGUGCGUGCGUGCGUGUGCGUGUGCGUGCGUGUGUGCAGUCGUGAUGUUUUCGUUAAGGACGCUGUGAGGUUGAGCCUCUGGCACUGAGGAACCUGAACCUACAAAGUGCUGUUAACAACAAAUUAUGCAUAAAAACGCACACACGCACAAACUCUCAGUGAUCACCGUAGCUGUUAGCGUAGCUUGAGGUGGCUGAUAAUAUCCAGACAGGGUUCUUUUACGACCUCAAUCUGACAGCUGUUCUCUUAUUUAUUUGUACUGUUGAACGUACGGAGUCAUCGUAGACGCGUUAUUGCUGCUUUAAAGGAUUGUAAUGUGACAGGAUUGUAAUUUAUACAACACUUUACUCUACAACUGUUUAAUUUUACGUUUUGCAUCUUGUUUUAAAGACACAUUGUUGGGUUGACCCUUAAAUCACAGUGAUCGUUUGUUUCAUUAUGA